Molecule: messenger RNA, 1275 nt
Organism: Phycomyces blakesleeanus NRRL 1555(-)
Lineage: Eukaryota; Fungi; Mucoromycota; Mucoromycetes; Mucorales; Phycomycetaceae
Exons: 6
Cellular component (GO): nucleus
Molecular function (GO): ATP binding; nucleic acid binding
Source: RefSeq, a predicted model, not a curated record
UUGUAUGACACUAGACGGGCACCGGGAGACUUGUGCAUCUCAGCUCCUACAGGAAGCGGUAAAACCCUUGCAUAUGUAUUGCCUAUUGUGGAUAUCUUGUCCAAGCGCGUAGUCACUCGCCUAAGAGCCCUGAUUAUUCUUCCCACCCGUGAUUUGGUUGUUCAAGUAAAAGAAACCUUUGACGCUUUUGUACAAGGCACGGAUCUCAAAGUUGGUACAGCAACUGGUCAACAAUCAUUUGCCCAUGAACAACAAUCUUUAGUUGGAAUGACAAAAGACAGUUACCCUGGUGGUUCUAGCCGAGUUGACAUCUUGAUAGCCACUCCUGGUCGUUUGAUGGAUCAUCUCAAAGAUACACCCAAUUUCUCGUUGGAACAUCUCCGGUUCCUGGUUAUUGAUGAAGCCGAUCGACUUUUAAACCAGAGUUUCCAGGAUUGGUUGAACCAAGUCUUACAGGCCACUCGUCCAGGAGACCCUAGCCAGGAACCACUUGAAUUUAAAACCAACACAUACGGUGUCCCGGAAGCAGAUGCCAUUGCACCAAGUUACCUGAGGUCCCAUUACAAUCUACCAAAGACCGAUCUUGAUUUGACAAAGGCACCUGCAAUCCAAAAACUGCUGUUCUCUGCAACCCUAACCAAGGAUCCUGCCAAAAUUGCGGGUUUGCAUUUGACGGAUCCUGAAUACAUUUCGGUCCAGGUCAUAGGCGACGACAGUACCAGACCCGAGUACACUACCCCAGCAGGCCUUAAGGAACAUAUGGUGGUCUGUAAUGCCGAUCAGAAACCCCUUAUGAUGAUCUACUUGCUGCACCAGGUUGGCAUCACAUCUGGCCUGUGUUUCACAAAGUCUGUUGAAUCUACCCAGCGUCUACAGCUCCUCAUUGAAGCCUAUGAAGAGCUUAAUGAAGGUAAAAAGACACGAGUGGCAGAGUACUCAAGUGACCUUUCGGUGUCUCAGCGUAAAUCUUUGAUGAAGAAAUUCCGUGCCGGAGAAAUUGAUUUGAUGAUUUGUUCCGAUUUGAUCGGUCGUGGUAUUGAUCUUGACUGUGUUGACACUGUGAUAAGUUACGAUGUUCCACUGUUUAUGGACAAGUAUAUCCACCGUGUGGGUCGUACAGCAAGAGCUGGCCGAGAGGGUCAGGCAUACACAAUUGUAGAGAAACAAGAGGCUCGUCACUUCAAGGAAAUUCUGAGAGAUGCUAGUCACCUGUCGCAAGUCAAGACACUGAGAGUUGAGAAAGAAGACCUUGCCCGUUAUGAGGAAAACUACAAA